AUGGGGAACACUCGUUCUUCACGGCCGUCUGGAACGGCUAAUAGGGAGAGGAUAGAAGAAGACGAUCAUAUCUCGGAAUAUGGAUCCGAUCUGGAUGAGACUUCCGGUGAAAUUAGACAUCGAGCGAGAAAGUCUGAGGAACGCUCCCGUACGGCACCAAGAAACGGUGCUGCUAAUGGCCUAAAACGCCAAAUCCCCGAAUGGUCAGAAUCUAGUGACCGAAACGACAAUAACUAUGAGGAAGGCGAGGAAUAUGAGCACUUGCUAGAUCCCAACCUCCCAGACGAAGAGACUAUUGAGUUACAUCGAAUGGAUUCCGGGAGUCUAGCAUCGUUCGAUGAUGAAACUGCUUCCAAAGCAGGCGAAGAAAACUCACCGUAUGAAGAGGUCCGGGCUGCAGUACGCAACUAUGAUGAAGAUCUUCCAUGUAACACUCUUCGAGCCUGGUCAAUUGGGUUAGCCUUGGUUCUUGUUGGUGCAUCAAUGAAUACCCUCUUUUCAUUGAGACAGCCCUCAAUCGGCCUAGGUGCUCUCAUCGCCCAAAUCAUCGCCUGGCCACUUGGUCGUGCUUGGGAGAAAGUCGUGCCUGACCGCCAGAUUAGGAUAUUUGGUCUGGGAUGUGACUUAAACCCGGGACCUUUCAACAUAAAAGAGCACUCUAUUAUCGUUGUUAUGGCUUCCGUAUCAUUCUCUGUAGCCUAUGCUACUGAUAUCAUACUUGCGCAGCUAGUAUUCUACAAGCAAAAUUUCGGCAUAAUAUUUCAACUUGUCUUGACCAUCUCGACACAAUCUCUCGGGUAUGGGAUUGCGGGCAUGAUGCGAAAAUUUCUAGUGUAUCCUGCCUCCAUGAUCUGGCCUGGUAAUUUAGUCGCCGUUGCUCUAAUGAAUGCGAUGUAUGAGAAACACCAAGCACCUGACCCAUCUAUCAUUGGCGGGCGUAUGCCAAGAUAUAGAUGGUUUGGUAUUAUAACUUUCGUCUCUGCCCUAUACUACUUUAUUCCUGGAUACUUUGCCCAAUUCUUGAGUGUCUUCGCUUUCGCAACGUGGAUGGCCCCUCAGAAUCCAAUUGUAAAUCAAUUGUUCGGUGGCACGACUGGCCUGUCUCUGCUACCGAUUACUUUUGACUGGACGCAGAUAUCAGGAUACAUAGGUUCGCCCCUGACCUUCCCAUGGCAUGCCAUUGCAAAUACUACGAUAGGCGUCGUCCUAUUUUAUAUUAUACUCUCUACACUUUUCCAUUACACUGGCGUAUGGUAUGCUCCGUUCUUACCAAUGAGCGACUCUUCUACCUAUGACAAUACCGGCGCCACAUAUAACGUGUCAAGGAUAUUGACUUCCCAGUUCACCUUAGAUGAAGAAGCCUACAAGGCUUAUUCACCAAUCUUCAUCAGCACCACUUUUGCAUUGUCUUACGGGCUGUCUUUUGCGGCCAUCACUGCCUUGAUAGUAUAUACCUAUCUACAUCAUAGCAGAGCUAUCUGGGAUCAAUACAGGAACAGCACUAGUGAGAAACCUGACAUACAUAUGAAGCUCAUGCAGAAGUACAAGGAAGCACCUUCGUGGUGGUAUUUUUCCCUGUUCGCGAUUGUGCUGGCAUUAGCCUUUGUUUCAGUCUUAGCAUAUCCGACCAAUCUAACUUGGUGGGCUUUCUUACUCGCCGUGGGAAUCUCUUUCACUUUUUCACUCCCAAUUGGCAUUAUACAAGCUGUCACGAACCACCAGAUUGGGCUCAAUGUCUUAACCGAGUUCGUAUACGGUUACAUUCAGCCUGGACGACCUUUGGCUCUUAUGCUAUUUAAAACAUACGGUUAUAUCACAAUGGCACAAGCUUUGAGCUUCGUCUCCGAUCUGAAAUUUGGUCAUUACAUGAAAAUUCCUCCGCGAACUAUGUUUAUGGCUCAGGUCGUCGCGACAACAUUUUCGUGCUUCAUCCAGAUCGCAGUCCUCAAUUUCGCGCUCGGUAAUAUCGAAGGGGUAUGUGAAUUGACUCAGCCGCAGCGGUUUACUUGUCCCGGAGGCCGAGUGUUCUUCUCAGCCUCCGUCAUCUGGGGUCUAAUCGGACCAUCCCGCGUAUUCUCUCCGGGCCAGAUAUACUCAGGGCUCCUUACGUUCUUCGUCGUUGGCGCUGUUGCACCUAUUAUAUUCUGGUUCGCAGCACGCCGAUGGCCAAGGUCAGGCGCCAAAUAUUUGAUGGCGCCCCUGAUCUUCGGUGGCGCGGGUUCGAUCCCGCCGGCAACACCCCUUAACUAUCUAUCUUGGGGCGUCGUUGGCUUCGUAUUCCAGUACGUAAUCAAGAAGACCCAUUUCCGCUGGUGGAGCCGCCUCAACUACCUCACGUCUGCCGGCCUCGAUCUCGGUCUUGCUCUAGGCACGCUAGUCAUAUUCUUCGUUUUUACGCUCAACGAGAUCGAGGCUCCCCGUUGGUGGGGAAAUGAUGUGGUGACGGGUACAAUGGAUUACCAGGGUAAGGCUAUCCAGGUCGUAUUGCCGCCGGGCGAAACUUUUGGGCCGGAGGUAUGGUAA
Messenger RNA from Daldinia childiae, 2523 nucleotides. RefSeq names its product Sexual differentiation process protein isp4. Gene Ontology annotation, biological process: transmembrane transport. Lineage: Eukaryota; Fungi; Ascomycota; Sordariomycetes; Xylariales; Hypoxylaceae. The record is from RefSeq and is a predicted model, not a curated record. The transcript is spliced from 9 exons. Gene Ontology annotation, molecular function: oligopeptide transmembrane transporter activity. Bases 1 to 2523 code for a protein of 840 amino acids.